Entrophospora sp. SA101 is the source of this 579-nucleotide messenger RNA. Lineage: Eukaryota; Fungi; Glomeromycota; Glomeromycetes; Entrophosporales; Entrophosporaceae. The record is from the annotation of a GenBank genome assembly.
GUGAUCGAUCAUAAUAUUAGAAUUGGAAAAUAUAUUGCUAUUGAUUGUGAAGCGGUAGGCAUCGGACCUACUGGGAAAGAGUCGGCACUUGCCAGGGUUUCAAUCGUUAAUUUUCACGGUAAAGUAAUAUUGGACAAAUAUGUAAACCCUGGUGAUUGUAUAACAGACUAUCGAACAGAAAUCAGUGGAAUAACUAGGGAAUUACUCGUAGAUGAUGUACAAAAAGAAGUUUCAGAUAUAAUCAAAGGUAGAAUUAUUGUUGGGCAUUCUCUCAAUCACGAUCUAAAGUUAUUAUCACUAUGUCAUCCUCAAAAUAUGAUACGCGACUCUUCACUCCAUAGACCUUUUCUUGAACGUUACAAUGGUAAGAAACCUUCUUUAAAAACUUUGGCAAAAGCAGAAUUAAACAUAAUUAUUCAAGAAGGGGAACAUAGUUCAGUUCAAGAUGCUCAAACUAGUAUGCGUUUAUUUCUGAAUAGACAAAGAAAAAAAUAUUUCACAGUGGAAGAUGAUAUUAAAGAGAGGAUAUUAAGAUUCACUUCAGGUGAUCUCUUUAAACAAAUUAAAUCACAUAUAUAA